UACCUCAAGUGCUAAGAGCAACUACGGCGAAAAUGUCGGACACUGCGAAUACUGCUGUCGAAGUAGAUGAGCAAGUCAUCGAAAAGAAACUCGACGAUCUCUCCAUCGGCAAGAAAAGAUCGCCAAGCAAGGAUGAUACAAGCAAGCAUCGUCUGCCAGCUGCCGAGCGCAUACGCAUUUGGGAGGAGGAGCAGAAGGCGAAGAUUGUUCUUACCGCUGGACUUCAAGGAAAGGUGAAGUGGUACUCUGUACUUCGUCGCUAUGGGUUCAUUUCCCGUAGUGAUGGAGAGAAGGAUGUCUUCGUUCACCAAACAGCUAUUUCCAAAUCGGACACUGAGAAAUUUUACCUUCGGACACUUGCCGAUGAGGAGGAAGUGCUCUUCGAUCUGGUCGAUGGUAAGAAUGGACCUGAGGCUGCAAAUGUCACCGGACCAGCCGGGGUGAAUGUUUCUGGAUCGAAAUAUCGCCAUCAGCUUCUCUCUCGCUUCCGUAAGAAUCGUAAACCGAAAAUCGUUGUUGGAGAGGAUUUUGAUUCAAAGGAAACUGAAAAGCUUGUCGAGGCUCCGGCAGUAGCAAUGGAGAAAAAGAAGCAAAGAAAGCAGCGUAAGAAUAAAAACCGCAAACAGAAGGACCAGAAGGGAGCAGGUGAUGCUGCCGACUCUUCUGCUACUACUGAAUCUCUCGGGACCUCUUCCGAAACUGCUUCUCCGGACUCGAAAUCCUGCACCAAGAUCAUCUCUGAGGAAGCUGGACUCUCCAAGAUCGAUCGUUGCGAUUCUGCUCUCGACGAUGCUGGCCUUGGUGCUCAGUUGAUUGAUGCUCAGAUCUAAAUUUCAUUGCUUUGUGUUCCUGAAUCUUUUGUACUUAUUUAUAUAGCACAGAAUUCUAGAUCCCCGUUUCCUGCAUGUUUUUAUGUCCCCAAAUCUGUUAUUUUGUGUCAGCCUGUAAAGAGAAGUGUUCUUAUAAUAAACCGAAAGUCGGCAAAGUAAA
Messenger RNA from Caenorhabditis elegans, 990 nucleotides. RefSeq names its product CSD domain-containing protein (gene cey-3). The record is from RefSeq and is marked reviewed. NCBI's taxonomy places the organism in Eukaryota, Metazoa, Nematoda, Chromadorea, Rhabditida, Rhabditidae. The transcript is spliced from 3 exons. Gene Ontology annotation, molecular function: nucleic acid binding. The coding region runs from base 33 to 830 and encodes 265 amino acids.